UUAUACCUUUUCGGUUUAUGUUUACAUCUGUUGGUUCCAGAAAACCCUGGCAAAGUUUCCAAAAAAUAAUGGUCAACUUAACAGAUGAAGUUUUUAAAAUCAUAUCGCCGGUUGCAGCACUUACGAAAACCUUGCCAGUUCGAGUUCAACAUGCCCAAUGUGACAUGAAAAGUAAAAAGGUUGAGUUGCUGAAAAGGUCAGAACAUGAACAACUGCGAGAAAUAUUUUCAAAGUAUGCAAGUGGUACAACCAGUAGUGGAGAAAGUUACAUGACAUACUCAGACUUAAUACAGAAAUAUCUACAGCUUCUUGACCUUAAUAAUUAUGAUCAAUACACAUUAUCAUUGUUUGGUUCCAGUGUUGAUACCAGUAGGGAUAACAUGAUCUCGUAUACUGAGUUCCAGGCAUUUGAAGCACUGCUCUGUUUACCUGAUGCCAUGUAUGCUCUAGCCUUCCAGAUCUUUGAUAGGAAUGGUAACGGCUAUAUAACUGGUGAUGAAUUUCAAGAUAUUAUUAACCACACAACCUUGAAUCGUGAAAUUCCUUUUGAUUUUAACUGUGAUUUCAUAAAACUACACUUCGGAAAAGAUAAAGACAGGAAAGUAACAUAUAGUGAAUUUACACAGUUAAUACAUGAUUUUCAUGAAGAACAUGCACUCCAGGCAUUUAGAAAAUUUGACAAGAAAAAUACUGGAAGCAUAAGUGCCAAAGAUUUUGAAUAUUUGAUGGUCACAUUGAAGAGUUUUUUGUUGUCAGAAUUUGUGAAGGACAACCUUGUUACAGUUACUGUUGGAGGAGGUGGACACCGGCAUGUCAGCUACGCCUAUUUUUCAGCUUUUGUCUCAUUGCUAAAUAAUAUGGAACUGGUAAAGAAGUUAUACCUUGCCAUAACUAGAGGGAACAGAAAUGUUGAGGUCACAAAAGAGGAAUUGUUGUACCAAGCUCAAGAAUUUGCACAGAUUACGCCAUUAGAAAUAGAUAUUUUAUGCCAACUCGUCGGUAUACAACACCAAACUGGUCGAAUAAAUUUUGAAGAUUUAGAGGUUAUUUCGCCAAUAGAAGGACGGGAGACUCCAUUUACACUUCAAAUGCAAAUUGCUGAGGAAAAACUUCGGUUUGAACAAGGAACAGAAAGAACUCCACUACUGAGUAUUUUGGAAUCUGGGUACAGAUUUUUGCUUGGCUCUAUAGCUGGAGCUACCGGUGCUACUGCUGUGUAUCCAAUUGAUCUUGUCAAAACCAGACUUCAGAAUCAAAGAUCAGCAAUGGUGGGAGAAUUGAUGUACAAAAAUAGCUGGGAUUGUUUUAAUAAAGUGUUGCGACAUGAAGGUUUUAGAGGUCUUUACCGUGGCCUGGGACCACAACUAGUUGGAGUAUGUCCUGAAAAGGCUAUUAAAUUGACUAUGAAUGAUUUUAUGAGAGACCAGUUAAUGAAUAAGGAUGGUUCUCUGCCUCUUUGGGCUGAAAUGGUGGCUGGUGGAACGGCAGGUGCUUCACAAGUUAUGUUUACAAAUCCUUUAGAAAUUGUAAAAAUUCGUCUGCAAGUUGCUGGUGAAAUAGUUGGAGGUGCUAGAGUUAGUGCUUUUACAGUAAUAAAAGAGCUGGGAUUAAUGGGACUUUACAAGGGUUCCAGAGCUUGUUUCCUUAGAGACAUACCCUUUUCAGCUAUUUAUUUCCCUGCUUAUGCUCAUGUCAAGAAAAUGCUGGCUGAUGAAAAUGGUUACAAUCAUCCAGGAACUCUCUUACUGGCAGCUACAAUUGCAGGUAUGCCAGCAGCAGCUAUACCAACACCAGCUGAUGUUAUUAAAACCAGGUUACAGGUUGCUUCUAGAAAGGGUCAAACAACAUACAGAGGCUUAAUGCACUGUGCUCAAACUAUACUUAGGGAAGAAGGAUUCUCAGCUUUCUGGAAAGGAACACCAGCUCGAGUUUUACGGUCAUCACCUCAAUUUGGUGUGACAUUACUAACUUAUGAAUUAUUACAGAGAACAUUCAGAAUUGAUUUUGGAGGAAGGAGACCUGAAGGAUCUGAAGCUAGUGCAACGAAAAUUGAAGAACAAUUAUCUCGAAAUCCAGAUCAUAUAGGUGGUUAUAGACUUGCAAAGGCAACUUUUGCCGGCAUGGAGGCCAAGUUUGGACUUAUGUUGCCAAAGUUUAACAAGAGUGUGGGUUAAUAUUCCUGAAACAUAGUUUUGUUAUAAUGAAGUUUUAAAUUAUAGACGGUUGGAGAUUUGUUAUAUAUUUAUUGUUUUUUUAAAACAGGACAAUAAUUUCACCAGUGUUUAUGGCUGUGCCAACAUCUUGAUGAAUUCAGGAGUACUUGUUUAUAUUUGUAAGAAAUGGCUGUAGACAAAAGAAUAGUCAGCUAUGAUGAAAAAAUAAGGAAGUGUUUUUAUCUUGGAAUUCAUAAAGUUGAUUUUAGCUGGUCAAACAGGAAUUUGAGCUAUUACCAUCGCUUUGAUAGUGCCUGUUGAUAAUAAGCUGUUUUGAAAUGUACAUUUUUAAGCCACCCUGGACAGUUUUGUAUUGAGGUUGUUGAGAAUGACCCUUUAGACAUUUUUAAUGUAUUUAAAUUCAAAGGUACAAAAGAGUAAAACAAGAGGUUUACAUGAAUAGAUUUUAAUACUCAAAAUCUCAAAUAAAGAUAUUUUUUUAGAUGAUAUGAUGAAAAUGAUGACAAUGAAAAGGGAUAUAAUGUUGCAAGCCUUUGAAUUAAAUUUAAAAUUGUUAGCAAAUUGAUAGAAAAUACCUUGUGUAAAAAAAUGAGCUGUAUUGCAAAACAAUAAUUCAACCUUAUUUGGGUCUGUAUGCAUACAACCUUUAGUUUGACCCUUAGUUAGAAGGUUUUGUUGCACAUGUGCUUAGCGUGUCCAGUGAUUGAAACAAAAGUCAGCUGCAAAAGUGAAACUAGGGAAGGCAGCAGGAGGAAGACCAAUAUCUUUGAUUGAUACAACCCUCAAAAAAAUAUUCUGAUGCAGGUUUAGUAAAUGGGUUUAAUUUAAUUUAAUUUAUAUGUUUUAUCUAUGAAAUGAGAUCAAACAGAACUGAGAAAGUUGCAACUGUCUAAAUAUACAGUCUUAUUUAAGUUUGUCCAGUUUUAGAAAUGUGCUUACCUGUCUAUUAGUAUUUUAUGUUUACCUGCCUGUUUAUAUUUAUAAUUAUAAAAAGGUCACAUGCCCAUUGACAGAUUAAAGUAAUGAUACUGUGCCUCGAGCUAUCUCUGUAAAUCAGUGCAUAUCGUGGUUUCCAAAAUGGUUGUUAUUUUCAGACUUGUUGCUAAAUUUCAUUCCUGACCUGCUGAGAGGAAGCUGUAACAAAUAAUGUAUUAAUAAAUUAACAUGUUGAUAUAAACUGAAUAUUUUUAGUCGAAACGGGUCAUUUGUUAUGUCUCUAUAUUGGCUUAAAGUUGUUUGGCCAUUAAUUACAAUUUUACACAUGUUUUUGGGACAAAGUAGAUGAGUCAAGGCCUUACCCAAAAAGAUUAUAUACACAUAUAUAUCUUGUAACAUAAUAUCUGUUUGGGUAAAGCCUUGGCUGCUAUCUUAAUAUUAAUGAUAAGAUCUCAAAAUGCAUUAUAUUCCAAAAUGUUAGACAAAAUUUAAUAUAUUAAUACUGAUAUCUGACAUGCUAAUGUCUUAUGAACAUCUAAAGAAUGUUAUUUGAUAGAUUUAUAUUACAGUUUGGUUUUCAGAUUCAAGGGGCAAAAAAAAUAGCCUUAUCAUACCUUAUUCCUUGAUUUAAGACUACCACUCAUUAAAACUUGCAGGAGUUUAAUUUUCAAAGAGAGAGAGAGAGAGAGAGAAAUGGGGAACAAACUAUGCCAACAGAGCACUAUAACUUGGUAUACUUUUAUUUCUUUGGAGGGAGGGGGUAUGUUUCCUAGGUUCUAUUCAAGUUUUCAUAUAUUUUCAUUUGCCUUAACUUGUUUGUUUUUAGUGAUAUCAUAAGAAAUGGUGAUCUCAAGGCCUGUAAAAUAUCGGGUAGUCCUUUCAUAAUGGCCAAUGUUCUCAUACAGGAACAGUUGCAGUGCAUUUUUUCUUCCAUUUUAAUUAAAGUUAUUUCACUCCUAUAAAAAGGUAAAACAUUGAGAAAUUUAUACAUGAAAUGACUGUUUAUUUAGAGUAUUACAGAUAAUAUCUUAUUAAGAUUAUCAAUGAGCUUUAUUUUAUUGUUUUGAAUUCUAACUGAUUUAUUGCCUUAUUAUUAUACCUCCACUUUGUGAGUACGGGCUUGCCCUCUCAGUAUUAUGGGCUACAUUGCAAUCAACCUUUCCAUCCAUAUAACCUUACACUUUUCUUAGAAUUACUUCAUAAUUUUUCAGCAGCUUAACAGUGAUGAGUUGUAAAGUGUGAUGAGAUCCCAGACACCAACUUCCUGUUUUACAACACUUUGAAUUUUUUAAUGUGUGAAUGAAAACAAAAAGUUUCAUCACUCUUAUCUCAGGAACUACUGAAAAGAAUGACUUCAUAUUUGACGAGUAGCUUGACAGUGAUGAGUCGAAGCUUGUGUUAGCCUCUUGUAUCUGUAAAGACACCUAGUUCCUGUUUCCCGAUACUUUGAAUUUUUUCAAUAUAUUGAGUAGAAUGACUUUUAUUUUGUCAGCAGUUUGACAGUGAUGAGCUGUUAAGGUGUGAUCACUUUUCUGAUCUGUCAGUCAGCUACUUUCUGUUUUCUGAUACUUUUAUUACGAGUAAAGCAAUGUGUGCAACUUCUUGUUUUAUUUAAAAGAAUUUUUUAUUUAUCUUUUUGUUGUUAUUAUCUUUUUGUCAAACCAAAUACUACAACAACGUGUGCAAGUUCUUGUUUUACUUUAAAGAAUUCUUUAUUUAUCUCUUUGUUGUUGUUAUCUUUUUGUCAGAACACAUACUGUAACAACGUGUGUGACUUUUUGUUUUAUUUUAAAAGAAUUCUUUAUUUAUCUUUUUGUUGUUAUUAUCUUUUUGUCAAAACACAUACUACAACAACGUGUGCAAGUUCUUGUUUUACUUUAAAGAAUUCUUUAUUUACUUUUUGUUUUUGUUUUUAUCUAUUUGUCAAAACACAUACUAAUGGUUUCUUAAUAAAAACACAAACCAAAUUAA
Molecule: messenger RNA, 5081 nt
Organism: Mytilus californianus (California mussel)
Lineage: Eukaryota; Metazoa; Mollusca; Bivalvia; Mytilida; Mytilidae
Product: electrogenic aspartate/glutamate antiporter SLC25A13, mitochondrial-like
Exons: 18
Coding region: 18-2174 (718 amino acids)
Biological process (GO): aspartate transmembrane transport; malate-aspartate shuttle; L-glutamate transmembrane transport
Molecular function (GO): L-aspartate transmembrane transporter activity; L-glutamate transmembrane transporter activity; calcium ion binding
Source: RefSeq, a predicted model, not a curated record